CUUCGUCCCCGGAAAUGACUUUGUACCGUCAAGACACAGAGUGGACUAUGUCAACAGCUAUCAGAUUGCGCCAUUUUUUUUUUUUUUUCAUGUCCUAGACGUUAUCUCUAGUGCGCAAGGAAUAAAAAUUUUCCCAGAUUAAUAAAAAAAAAAAAAAACAAGCAUUCAAUAAUAACAUGUUGCGGCGGUAGUUAGUACUAUAGUUAAUUAACUGCGCCAGCAUUGAUGGCCAGACGUUGGCCCAGCAAUUUUGGCGCAGUUUGAACACCGUGUUGGAAGGUACUGGCUGGUGCUGGCGAGUGUUGGUGAAAUUUUAAUUGAGCUCAAACUUUUGCCAAGAACCAGCCAGCAUUUCCUUGUCUCGUGGUCAUUCGAGCAUAUCACACCUUUGCUGGCGCAGUCUGUACAAGAACCCAACAAUUCUGGGCUCAUUAGCAUCAUUUUCAUAGCAAAAAAAUUUCACGCGUCUGAAUAACGCUGUCAUUACAACAAAUGUUCCCGCAUCUAUAAUAAAGUUUGCACACGACCUAACACCGGCCCAGCACUCCGCCAGCGUUGCUGGCCCAAGCAGGUUGCACAGGGCUUUAUCCGUUCUGACGUAUAGUGUUCCUAAUCGUCGAAAUCUACGACGUAAAACACAUUGGUUUGAGCUAGGAGCAUAUUCGGGGAAGGCGCUUAUUCAAGCAAUUAUGGUAAGUUGUCUUUCUUUUGCUGUUAUUUUCCUGACAAAAGCCAGAGCGCUCACAAGUUUGCCACCCAAAAAGUCACAUGAUUCCUUAGUACUAUACGCCUACUGCUAAUGGUAAUGGGAUGUCAACUGAUAGUUGAUAAACAAAAAAUAAGAGUUUUUUUUAGCCAUUUUUUUCGUUGCGCGGGGAUCGGUUCAUGUUGAGAAGCGCACGUCGAAUAAUGCUAAGUUGAUGUUGUGAAUCUACCUAACGAAGAUAUCCUGGGAGCAGAAUUACCAAAUCCAAUCAUUUUUUUAACUUUUGUUAAAAAAAAAUGAUGGGUUGCAUCCCCUAAAAUCGUAUCCCAACAUGCUGUUCGCUUAUAACCUCGACCCAAUCCCACGCGCAACAUUAGAAAUAGCAAAUGACUCGAUAUCUUCAAGGCGAUGCGCAGUUUGAGCUUGUCAAAAUGGUUUUGCAAUUCGGUAAGGUGAUAACGUGAGAAAAGCCGCACGUGCUAUGAGGCGCUAUAUGCUGCUAUACGGCCCUAUGUCAACCAUGUUUACCACCGCAAUAUCUGUGAAAUAUUUGCCGCUGACAUGACAGCUAUCGUGGUGCUGGCGGUACGCGAUAUGUUUACUGCCAUCCCCAGCUGGCAAAAAGGAAAUCAGUUUCGAAAGUUGAUGUGGCAUGUUUUUGGAACAAACAUCCUGCGAAUAGGUAGCACCAUAGAGAAAAGGUAAACCGUUAGGUCGAAUAGACAAGGAUAAGAUUGCAGAUAAGCUGUACGAGAAACUUGGUGGUCUGUGGUCUGUGCAGGCAUGGUGAAAACAGGAAGAUAAAUCAAGAUCACAAGUUUGAAGUAUAAUUCGUCAACUUGAAUUUGUCAGUUUAUUAAAAAAAUCGAGGGAGACACGCGUUUGGGACCUACAUAAUCCUUAUUACUCUAAUUAAUCUAUUCAGUCGUAAAACUAACGCAAAGGCGUUUUUCCUACAGACUUUGCUAUGGUAGGUUACAAAUAUACCGACAAAGAUACAAUAGAGGCUAGUCAUCGAUGUUCCAAGUGUGGAUUUAUUCUUAAGGACGCUGUCCAGACAGAUUGCGGGCACCGGUACUGCCUCUCGUGCAUCAGCCCCUUGGUCAGUCAAGGUUCAACGAGAUGCAGUGCAGUAUGUAACUCCACUGUAGUCAAAUCUAAGUGGUUCAGGGACAAAAUUGCCGAUCGCGAGGUUUUGGACCUUCCUGUGCACUGUGUGAACCAGCACCUGGGCUGCCCUUGGGAGGGAGAACUGCGACACAGACAGGCGCACAUUGAAAACCCAUGCCCGUUCAAGCGUGCAGUUGUACGCCAAGCUCGGGCGGAGGAACCGGCCCCUGGUUAUGUUGAGGAGCUCCGAUGUAUUUCUGUAUUAAUAAAUGAGGUGCUCAUCAAGCUUUCUAAAUCGAUAAUUAAGCUAGAAGAACAGAUGCUUGAUAUGGCCAGCAGACAGGAUCUGCACAGGGUAAUAGAUGAGGAACUCAUAAGGAUUACCAAACGAAUAAAAGAAGUGCAGGAAGAGAUUCACUGGCUGCGCUGCCGACAGGAGCUGCCAGCCCGUCGACCAUCCCACUUAGCGAUAGACUGCGUGGAUGGACAAGUCAACUAGAUGUAAAAUUCAGGCGCGUACUUAAAGGGGUGCGCGUGCCCUUGGCCGCCAAAGAGUGGAUCAUUACUUAUUUAAGGAUAAUCAAAUACUAUCAUUUUUCUAUAUUAUACCUAUGACUGCGCACGCCACCCCUAUCCCCUCAGAAUUUUCUGGGUACGCGCCUGCAAGGAUCACCACGAGGCAAUGCAGAGCCGUAGCAAGCCCCGUAAGAUUUGGGAGGGGGGGGGGUGCACAAUGAAGAAACAUUAAGAAAAUAUUGGGGGGGGAGAACAGUCACGCCCCUACUGGUCAUUUCCUUAAGAUUUUUAAAGAUAUUUGGGGGGAGGGGAAAAGCCCCCAGUGCACCACCCCCUGCUACGGCCCUGCAAUGUAGUAUCACGUGACCUCAUGCCUCUCCAUCUCUUCCCACUUCUCAUGAGUUACCCAAAAUAACUACAUAAUUUAAUAUACUUACGUGAUUUCUUUGUAAAUGUAUAUAUCAAGUUUUAUUAUAGAAAGUAUUACAUAUUACAAAACAAUAAAAUGCCGUUGUUAAGGCACCAAA
Molecule: messenger RNA, 2859 nt
Organism: Nematostella vectensis (starlet sea anemone)
Lineage: Eukaryota; Metazoa; Cnidaria; Anthozoa; Actiniaria; Edwardsiidae
Product: TNF receptor-associated factor 3
Exons: 5
Coding region: 1674-2315 (213 amino acids)
Biological process (GO): regulation of canonical NF-kappaB signal transduction; protein K63-linked ubiquitination; positive regulation of JNK cascade
Cellular component (GO): plasma membrane signaling receptor complex; cytoplasmic side of plasma membrane
Molecular function (GO): ubiquitin protein ligase binding; tumor necrosis factor receptor binding
Source: RefSeq, a predicted model, not a curated record